Messenger RNA from Zerene cesonia (dogface butterfly), 2102 nucleotides. Its product is annotated as fatty-acid amide hydrolase 2-A-like. The record is from RefSeq and is a predicted model, not a curated record. Bases 283 to 1866 code for a protein of 527 amino acids. The transcript has 6 exons. NCBI's taxonomy places the organism in Eukaryota, Metazoa, Arthropoda, Insecta, Lepidoptera, Pieridae.
CUCGGCGCGUGGGAGGGAGACGGACGUACAGUGACUAACACCACAAUACAAAACAAGUUCAGUGUUGACUGUUGCCGCUCGAGUUCUGUAUACUGUAAUAAUCGAGUCGUAGCUAAACACAACGUGGAGCGGACGCGCGUAGCUCCACUUUCAUACAAGUUUAUCAUCACAACGAUAAAAAUACUCAUUUGUUCUGACCCGUCAUACACAAGUGUAAUAACUCUAUCCAGUGCUAAAUAUUUAGUGAAAAUUCUUUAGUGUUUAGUGCGUAAUACCGGUAAUAUGGAGCUAGAUAAACAAACACCCCUGAAACUUAAAGUGCUGCAUGUUUUAAGAAGAUUUAUAGCUAGGAUAGCACGAAUUUUCUUCAGCUUGUAUUAUUAUAAUGAUAGCAAGAAAAUUCCACCGAUAAAGAGUGACAUUCUGAAAGAGCCAGCUGUAGAAGUGGCCAGAAAAAUAAGAAAUAAAGAGAUUACAAGUGUGGAAGUACUGGAAGAAUGCGUCAAAAGAAUAAAUGAUAUUAACUCACCUAUGAAUUGUUUCAUAGAAAAUCGAUUUGAGUUAGCUUACAGAGAGGCUAGGGAGGCCGAUGCACUCAUACAAAGCGGAACUAAAUCCGCAGACGAAUUGCUUCGCGAGAAGCCCUUCCUUGGCGUCCCCUUUACUUGCAAAGACAGUAUCGGUGUAAAAGGUCUCCAUCAAACAGCUGGUAUUGUAUCGCGGCGGGACUUCAUAGCCGAAGAGGACGCCGAAGUCAUCAAACUAUUACGUAACAAAGGAGCCAUAAUAAUAGGCACCUCGAACGUACCUGAAGUGUGCAUGUGGUGGGAAACACACAAUCAUAUAUAUGGGAGAACGAAUAAUCCAUACGAUACUACAAGGAUUGUCGGUGGCUCCUCAGGGGGCGAGGGAGCCAUGCAGGGCGCUGCUGGCAGCAUUUUUGGUAUAGGUUCGGAUAUAGGAGGAUCAAUCCGCAUGCCAGCUUUCUUUAAUGGAAUAUUUGGACAUAAGCCUUCACGUAAUAUAGUUUCUAACCAUGGACAAUAUCCAACACCGAACACCGAAUAUGUAAAUUCCUUUUUAGGUGUUGGUCCAAUGACGAGACACGCAGUUGAUAUGAAACCGAUAUUAGAAAUUAUAUCUGGCGAAAACAGUAAAAAGCUGAACCUUAAUGAACCUGUUGAUGUUGGGAAACUAAAGGUCUUCUACCAAAUAAACAACAAUGCGCCACUCACAGACCCUGUUGACCCAGAUAUUGAAACAGCCAUGUUAAAAGUAGUGGAAUAUUUAAACGUAAAGCACAAAAUAGUGGCUGAAGAGAAGAAAAUAUCACUGCUGAGAAAAUCAUUACCCAUCUGGUUCUCAAAUAUGAAGACUACCAAAUUUUUCGGCGCCUUCCUCAUGAAAGACUAUGGAAUGAUGUCCAUUAUAAAGGAGAUAUUCAAAAACAUUAUUGGCUGCUCGGAAAACACGUUAAUCGCCUUGUUUACGUCGCUCCUUGAUUAUGGCGGAAUAAAAUUCGAAGACGAAAAGUAUAAAGCAUAUGUUAAACUUCGGGGAGAGCUGGAAAAUAUAUUUAAGAACAUGUUGGGUGAUGAUGGAGUAUUUUUGUUCCCCACACAUCCCACCCCAGCUUUGUAUCAUAACGAACCAGUAUUAAGAUCAAUGAAUUUUGCAUACACCGCUAUAAUUAAUUGUCUCGGGUUUCCAGCUACUACUAUUCCAUUAGGAUUGAGCCGAGAAGGCUUACCUAUUGGUAUCCAAGUAAUUGCAAAUCAUAACAAUGACAGAUUAUGUCUGGCCUUUGCUGAGGAAUUAGACAAAGCCUUCGGAGGCUGGAUAGAACCUCAGAAUAGUUCAAAAUAAACUUAUUUAAAACCAGUAUUACAGUCUUAAGCUAGUUCAUUUAUAAACUUAUAUCAGAAAAGCAAGCUUUUAAAGUGUUAGUGAAGAUCAAGUAACACUGCAAAACAAUGUACAUUUAGUAUUUUUUCAUUAAUUAUGUAUGUUGUAUGUUAAUAAAUACAAUAAACUUGAUAAUAUAAACAUAUAUAAUCAAAGGUUUAUAAGAAUAAUUACAAGCCAAUCGGAAUUUAUAAAUU